AUGGAAAACCGCCAGCGCAGCACCAACUCGGCGUUCAAUGCCGAGUUUUUGCAGCACGGAAGAUACCACUCGCGCGUUCACCUCCUCGCCUUCCUCCUCCGCGACAGCCAUAACCGCAUCCACCGCUGCCACGUCAUCCACGCCUCGCAGAGCCCACGUCAGCGCGCGGACGAGAGCGGUAGAUUGCCGGUCCGUUGCGCGCCGCCGUGCCCUUUCCAACGCUAUCCGCUCGCGAAUCUCCUCGUGCGAUCGAGGUCCCCGCGGGUUGCUUCCCGCGCUUCCUCCUGCCAGCCUUCCGCCUUUGAAUUCGAGCUUUUCGCCAUACACAUGGACCGAACCGGCAACGAGUCCAUCUGUUUCUCCGAGGCGCGCAGCGGCAAUGGCGUUGCCACGUCUCCGUCCAUCGAACCACGAGAGGAAACCACGGAAUUUCCGGCGUUUCUGCCGCCGCAAGUGACGGAGCUUGAAGAGGAGGCGGCUCGCCAGCUGGCACGGCGCGUUCAGAGGCUGCCAGUACAGACCAACCUUGCUUCAGAACCAAUCAUGAGCGGCUGCAUCGUGCCAAAAAACGCCGGCCAGACAGCCGUCCCCAUCCUGCUCUUCCACGGAUUUGACAGCUCAUGCCUGGAGUGGCGGCGGGUGUAUCAGCGCCUGGAGGAGGGGGGAGCGGAGCCAUGGGCGGUGGACACUCUGGGCUGGGGCUUCUCAGACACCACCAAGGAGCGGGGAAUCCAGUCCUUCUCCGUGGAUGCCAAGAGGGAGCACUUAUACCAGUUCUGGCGGCAACACCUAGGGGGCCGCCCGGCUCUGCUGGUUGGUCCUAGCCUCGGGGGUGCUGCUGCCAUCGACCUCGCUGUGAACCAUCCCGAUGUGCCAGCAGGUCUCCUCCUGCUGGACGCACAGGCGUUUCAGGAGGGCGUGGGCCCUCUUGCCGCGCUGCCAAAGUUCCUGGCAUAUGCUGGGGUAGCUCUGCUGAAGAGUGUGCAGCUGCGCAUGUCAGCAAUUAAGAUGGCAUUCCAUGAUAAGACCCAGUCAACUGAAGACGCAAUGAAUGUUGGCCGCCUGCAUUGCCUGAUGCCUGAUUGGGCCGACGCAAUGGUUGAUUUCAUGCGCUCCGGCGGUUACCACGUGUCCAAGAGAGUGGGCGAGGUCUCCCAGCCAUGCCUAGUGGUAUGGGGGAGCGAGGAUGAAAUUCUUGAACCCAGCCUGGCAGAGCGCUUCAAGGCAGAGCUACCAGACUGCAGGGACGUGGUGCAGCUUCAGGGGUGCGGGCACAUCCCCCAUGUGGAGAGGCCUGCUGACGUGGCACAGCUGAUUCUGGAGUUCUGCUCACAGCUGCAGACCGAGAGGGAGAGAGAUGGCGCAGAGGAAGAAAAAGUGGCUGUGGCCUAG
Closterium sp. NIES-65 is the source of this 1392-nucleotide messenger RNA. Lineage: Eukaryota; Viridiplantae; Streptophyta; Zygnematophyceae; Desmidiales; Closteriaceae. The record is from the annotation of a GenBank genome assembly.